AAUGCUGUGGACAGUGUCCUCCGGCUUAUGCUUGCAAAUGAAGUAUCGCUCUUGGACCUUACAAAAACAAUAAUAUCAACACCACAGCAAAACUAUCAGCCAAUAAAGGACUCACUUCAGCAACACGUGGCUGAAAUAUGCCGUCUUCUCUUCUUGUCCACUGGAUGUCAUGAGGUUGUCUUUGGUUGGGCAUUUGAAGUCGUUGUCAGGGUUCUUUGUGACGAGAUGGUCGAUCUGUCGAGUGAGUGCAAUGGACUGCAUUUCAAAGCAUCAAAAACAACAUCUACGCAACUUGAAGAUUCAUUCAUCCACAUGCUUGCACUGAAAAUCAAAAAGAUCACACCGAAUAUGUUUAAAAUGUUGCUCACACUUCUG
This is a messenger RNA of Suillus discolor, 375 nucleotides long. RefSeq lists its product as uncharacterized. The annotation marks the transcript as partial. The record is from RefSeq and is a predicted model, not a curated record. The transcript has a single exon. Lineage: Eukaryota; Fungi; Basidiomycota; Agaricomycetes; Boletales; Suillaceae.